GACUGUUUGGUUUGGUGUACUACGACAUGGUUGUACUGCCGCCGUGUACGCCCGAUUUGUGCGGGAAGGAUUUCAGGCAUUCUUUGAAGAAAUCUAGCCCGAAUUAUCCAUAUGGGAACAAGACUCGGAAACCGCGGAUUGUUCCCGCGUUUACAAUCCAAGCUAUGCAACGAAACACCAAGGUGUUGCCUCCUCCGAGAAGUGGGGUGUUCAACCCUUUGCCAGUUAAACCGACCAUGUUCAGGAAAUGUUAUCAACGUGGGGAGUUCCCUAUAUCCAUUGAAUUCACUAGCGCUGGGAAGAAACUGGCUUGGAGGGUCCCUAUAGAAAAAUUGGAUUUUCAUCAUUAUUUACCAAUGUUUUUUGACGGGCUGGCCGAGGGAGCGUAUCCGUUCAAUUUCAUCGUGGAGCAAGGCAUACAUGACCUGGUCACCAAGGGUGGCUACAAAAUACUCCCGGUUGUUCCGCAACUUAUCAUUCCGAUCAAAAAUGCCCUCGCGACUAAACGCCCGUCGGUGCUCUGUCAUGCCCUGAAAUGCAUACAGAUGUUGGUGUCUGGAUGUGACAAGGUCGGCGAGGCUCUUGUGCCCUACUACAGGCAGAUAUUACCAACACUCAACCUUUUCAAAGAUAAGAACCGUAAUAUAGGAUCGGGUAUAGAUCACACGACAACCAGAGGUGAGAAUGUAGCUGACCUCAUAGAGGACACACUCCAAAUUCUUGAACGUCACGGCGGGCCGGACGCUUUCAUCAACAUAAAGUAUAUGGUACCUACAUAUGAAUCUUGUGUGCUGAACUAAAAUGUUGUAAUGCAUAAUUGGGUGUUUGCAAAAUUUUCGUCGAAGUUAGAUACGUUACAGUAUUAUAUUAUCUUAAUUUUGUAGUCAAACGCA
Molecule: messenger RNA, 893 nt
Organism: Amyelois transitella
Lineage: Eukaryota; Metazoa; Arthropoda; Insecta; Lepidoptera; Pyralidae
Product: parkin coregulated gene protein homolog
Exons: 5
Coding region: 27-800 (257 amino acids)
Molecular function (GO): Hsp90 protein binding; Hsp70 protein binding
Source: RefSeq, a predicted model, not a curated record